AUGGGAGAGAGAGAGGAGGGAAAAAGAGAGAGAGUUUUUUUUUUUUUUUUUUUUUUUUUUGGAAUAAAACAGCGACAAAAACAAAGAGAGACCUUGGACUCGCGUAACGGCAACAAGUCUCUCUUUCCAUCGAUAUCUGUGCGCUUUCGCUUUCUCCUUCUUAUUAAGCUCUACAUCUCUCUCUUAGGGUUUAAGAGACUAUCUUCUAGUUGCCAAUACUGGAUCUCUCUGCACAGUCACGCCCAUGGCUUCACUUGUUUCAAGCUCCUAUAGAUUCCUUGGAAAUGGUCACCAUACAGUUGAGAUGUUGCCAAGGACUGAUUCAAGGAUAUUCACCUGGUUGGAACCGGUGAGUUGAGAUGUGUUGUUAUGCCCCAGGUUGGGUUAGGGAAUGAAGCCAUUGGUCCGUGCUUGUAGGAUAGAUGUAUAAAAAAAGUUUGAUGUCUAUCUUCUCUUCCGUUUGGAAAUUAUUUGGAUUCUUCAACUAUAAUUAUUUAUGAUUCUAAUUCAAAGUUUUUUCGAUA
Messenger RNA from Arabidopsis lyrata subsp. lyrata, 524 nucleotides. RefSeq lists its product as uncharacterized. The record is from RefSeq and is a predicted model, not a curated record. NCBI's taxonomy places the organism in Eukaryota, Viridiplantae, Streptophyta, Magnoliopsida, Brassicales, Brassicaceae.